Messenger RNA from Cydia strobilella, 1671 nucleotides. RefSeq names its product zinc finger TRAF-type-containing protein 1 homolog. The record is from RefSeq and is a predicted model, not a curated record. Gene Ontology annotation, cellular component: nucleus. NCBI's taxonomy places the organism in Eukaryota, Metazoa, Arthropoda, Insecta, Lepidoptera, Tortricidae. The transcript has 6 exons. Bases 169 to 1224 code for a protein of 351 amino acids.
GGGCGGAGGGGGGUGCUAUAUAUACAAACAAAACACGUCAAUUUUAUAUAUAUAUAUAUAUGUACUUUGCUUUAUCUAUGCAGAGUGCAACGAAACCUUUGUUUGUGUUCAUCAUCUGGCGCAGUUCUCGCUUGUUUUGAUUAAAUCUGUGUUUGUUUACGUCGGGCAAUGGCCGAGGCACCCGAGAGCGAGCCCGUGCCCUCCGCGAGCACCGAAUCUGAGAUCACAGCCGCCCCUCCUGAUGAGAAAGACGAGGAGGGCCCGCUGCCCGAAAAGCGCAGAAAGUUAGAUAAAGAGACGAGCGAGAAGCUCGAGCACAGGCUGGGCGGCAUCCUGUGCUGCGCGGUCUGCCUCGACCUGCCGCCCGCCGCCGUCUACCAGUGCAGCAACGGGCACCUGAUGUGCGCGCCCUGCUUCACGCACCUACUCGCCGACGCGCGCCUCCGCGACGAGGCGGCCACCUGCCCCAACUGCCGCGUCGAGAUCUCCAAGACUUCUGCCUCUAGGAACCUGGCCGUUGAGAAGACAGUGUCCGAGCUGCCUUCGGAGUGCAAGUACUGCGCUCAGGUGUUCCCGAGGCACUCGCUACAGCACCAUGAGGAGAGGAUCUGUGAGGACAGACUGACGGGCUGUCGCUACGCGUCCAUCGGCUGCGGCUGGCGCGGGCCGGCGCACGAGGCGCGCGCGCACGAGGCGGCGUGCGCGCACCCCGGCAAGAGCGCCGCGGAGGUCGUCGACGUGCUGGCCGAGAGAGAGAAGGCCGCGAGGGACGCUAAUGCGGUCUACACACAAGUCCUCGACUUGCUGUCAUAUGAGAAGAUCACCAUCAACGAUCUGCAGUUGAAACCGUAUCGCACAGAAGAGUUCGUGCACAAACUGUACUACGAGACGUCUCGCUUCAACGCGUUCGGCCACCAGUGGGUCGUGAAAGCCUUCGUGAAUCGCAAUCAACGCGACCCCACGCAGAGCACGCAACGCGAGAUUACAUAUCAGUUAAUCCUGAAAAGCAAGACCCUGUCCCCCCUGGUGGUGCAGUGGGUGGGGCUGCGCGGGCCGUACGGCGAGGCGGCGGUGCGCGCGCGCGUGGCGCAGCACGUGUUCGCGGACGACGGGCCCGAGGCGCCGCCGCAGCCGCUGCCGCUCCGAGACCACGCCGACACCAACCGCCUGCUCGCCAACAAGGCCAUACACUUCAGACUCAUAAUGUUCCUGACGUCGAAGUGAUCACUUGGGCCCGCGCUCGAGCGGCGGUUCCUGCUGCGCACGCGCCGCAUCCUCCUGCUCGUGCGGCAGCACUCGCUGCCGGUCGAGGAACGACUCGACCGAUAUACUGAACGGGAAAUAGUUCCGUAACGCCACAGACGUCUGAAUUCAGAGCCGGAUUUUUCAUUGGAUCUUAUUACCGUAUAUAGUCAGUAAAUCACGAUCUGUCAGAUAAAACUGACUCAGUUCGUUGACCAUAGACAUCGAAAAUCUGUGAAUUUCCAGUUAUCAGUUUCUAUCUGACAGAUUUCUAUGACUAGACAUUAACCUUUUCGCCGCCAACAACUCGAUCUCAAGAACAUCGAUGUUGCCAUCCGCCUGCCAGCAACGCAUACGAAGUUGAAAGAAGUCAGGCACCGGAAGAUGUCCCGCAGCCCCUCGGUCAGCACGGUCGCGUGGCGUGGAGGC